Messenger RNA from Salvia hispanica, 1848 nucleotides. RefSeq lists its product as uncharacterized. Gene Ontology annotation, molecular function: RNA binding. Gene Ontology annotation, cellular component: nucleolus. The record is from RefSeq and is a predicted model, not a curated record. Lineage: Eukaryota; Viridiplantae; Streptophyta; Magnoliopsida; Lamiales; Lamiaceae.
UUUCUUUGCCAUUCCUACAUUUCUAUUCUUCUACAACAACAAUUCACAAAUCCUUCUUGCCAUGGCGAAGAAAUCCAAAAAUCCUCUUAAAAAUGAGGAAUCCAACGAUGUUUCCGAAUCCAACGAUGCUUCUACUUCCUCCACCGUUUUCAAGACCUUGUUCGGCGAUGUUCCCGGGCCAGACCCAGCUGCAAAUUCUCUCUUCUCCGACAACAAUCCCUUCCACCGGAAAUUUAUGAAAACACAGCCGCCAAUUGAAGAAUCGAAAUUAGGGCUUGCAGGAAAAGAACCUAUAGACGCUGAGUACGAGGCGAAUUUGGAGGAUUCCGAUUUUUCUGAGGCGAAGAAGCCAAAGAAAAGAAAGAAAGAAAAAGCUGAGGGAGAAAUUUCAGGUAUUGAUGGUGAAGAGGUUGAGGAGAAGAGCAAGAAGUUGAAGAGAGCCAAGCUGAAAGAGGGUGAAAAGAAUGAGAACAGCAAUUUGGUCUCUGAAUCAGGAGAAAUUGUGGAGGAGGAUCAUGGGGGAAAUGGUGAUAAAAAUGAAAAGAAGAAAAGGAAGAGGAAGAGAGAUGAGGUUGAGGCGGAGUAUGAGGCGAAGCGAUACGGUGUAAAUGAUGAGAUUGAUGAGAGUAAGGGCUUGGGUAAUGUGGUGGGAGAGAAGAGGAAGAAAAUGGAAAAUCCAGAGGAUAUGAUGGUGUCAAAGGAAGGUUUUGAUGAUGAAGGUAAGCUGUUAAGGACUAUAUUUGUUGGAAACUUGCCGCUGAAGUUGAAGAAGAAGGAAAUAGCCAAGGAGUUUAGCAAGUUUGGUGAAGUCGAGUCUGUUAGGAUUCGAUCAGUUCCGAUUGUCGAUGGAAAAAUGCCGAGGAAGGGUGCUGUAAUCCUGAAGAAAAUCAAUGAGAAUGGAAACAGUGUCAAUGCUUAUGUUGUUUUUAAAACUGAGGAGUCUGCUCAAGCAUCAUUGGCCCAUAAUAUGGCCGUGGUUGGUGGAAAUCAUAUACGUAUUGACAGGGCAUGCCCACCACGCAAGAAAUUGAAGGGAGAUAAUCCUCUAUUAUACGAAAACAAAAGGACUGUUUUCUUGGGAAAUCUUCCUUUUGAUGUCAAGGAUGAAGAGAUCUAUCAGUUAUUCUCUAAUAUAAAAAAUCUUGAAACAAGCGUUGAAGCUGUACGGGUUGUCAGGGAUCCUGGGUCGAGCUUGGGGAAAGGAAUUGCAUAUGUGUUGUUUAAAACUGUGGAUGCUGCCAAUAUGGCCCUCAAGAAACGUAACUUGUGGAUUCGGAACCGUGAACUUAGGCUCAGUCAUGCUAAACCGGCCGACUCUUCUUCUAAGAGGGUGAACACUUCAGAACCACAGAGCAAUAGUGCUACGAAGUCCAGAAAAAUGGAUGGUGGUUACAAGGAGCUAGCAAAGGCAAACGUCUCUUACCAGGGCUUGCAUGCAAGCAAAUCCGGCGGACAGAAGAAAGUCCGUACGAAAGUAAAUAUCCUCUCUGCCAAAUCAAAGCCUCAACCUGCGAAAGAGAAGGGUUCUGGGAUGAAGAAACGGCCAGCAGUGGCUGCAAGGAAGGAAAAGGCCCUACGGGCUGCUAGUGCUUCAAAAGUAGCUGGAACGAAGCGGAAGCUAGGUAAUCCAAGUCCUCAGAGUGGUGGACAAAGGAAGAAAGCGAGAACGUCCAGGUAGAGAAAUAUUAGAAGACAGGCCAUGAUAUGGAAACAGAAAAAAAAAUAUUAGGCAUACGAAGAUAGAUAGAACUGUGUGUUUACUGUUUACUGGAUACAGUUGUAUAUUACUCCGGCUUUACUGCCGAUUGAACAGUAGAAAUAUCAAAGGAAUACUUGUUUUAGUAGUUA